AUGCAGAGAAACUUGUGCAAGAAGUACGGGGCUGCCGUGUGCAAAAUACUGGUGCUAAAACUGCUGCUUGGAUUAAAAAUUCAGACAAAAACUGUAAUGUCUGAUAUUACGGUGGCUGAAAAAGGGCUAAUGAAAUGGCAAUACCAGAAAACGUCCGAAUCGAAGAUACGCAAGUUGAAAAAAUUAAGAGACAAAGAUUUACUGUUUGAAGUGCAGCGCCUGUGGAAGAAGAAGGCAGCAGUAGUUCUAAAGGUGAUUGGGGACGUUGGCACAAAGCCGAGAGGAUUGGAAAGGCAUGUAAAGGGCACUAAUAUCAUUAUCGACUGA
Molecule: messenger RNA, 327 nt
Organism: Soboliphyme baturini
Lineage: Eukaryota; Metazoa; Nematoda; Enoplea; Dioctophymatida; Soboliphymatidae
Source: the annotation of a GenBank genome assembly